AUGUCGCUCUCAUCGCAUGUUGAUCCUGAUGCGAUCAUCAAACAAUUCCGUGAAGAUUUCGAUAAAGAACAGGAACAGGAACAGAAACAAGAUUCUAUCUUCACUUCAAAUGCAGUUACAUCAGUAACUCCAUAUUCCACAAGAUACUCCAGCAGGGAAGAAAUACCCAAAUUCCGGAUCCCGAAGGUUGGAGCUCGUGCCGAUGCAGUGCACCAUAUGUUGAGCAAUGAGCUCGACUUGGACGGUAUUCCGAAUUUGAAUAUGGCAAGUUUCGUUGGUACUUAUAUGGACCGAGAAGCGAAUAAACUUGUGGUAGAAAAUAUCAGCAAGAAUCUUGCCGAUGCAGAUGAGUAUCCUGCACUAAUGGCUAUUCAUUCAAGGUGUAUCUCCAUUAUAUCCAAUCUUUGGAACCCGCAGCCAGGAGAACAAGCUACCGGGUCCGCAACAACUGGAUCUUCGGAGGCCAUAUUAUUGGGAGGAUUAGCGAUGAAAAAGAGAUGGCAGCAAAGGCGCAAGGAUGCCGGGAAGGAUGCUUCCAAUCCCAACAUUAUCAUGGGCUCAAAUGCACAGGUUGCACUGCUCAAAUUCGCCAGGUACUUCGACGUUGAAGCUCGGGUGUUAGACGUCUCGGAGAAGAGUCAAUUUCGCCUGGAUCCAGAACUAGUGAAGAAAAAUGUGGACGAGAAUACCAUUGGGAUAUUUAUCAUUCUGGGGAGCACUUACACGGGCCACUAUGAACCGGUUGAGGAGAUCUCGAAUAUCCUAGAUGACAUACAAUCUGACACUGGAAUUGAUGUUCCAAUCCAUGUUGAUGCAGCCAGCGGUGGAUUUAUCGCUCCAUUUACCUAUGCAGGCGCCGGAGGGCCAAAAUGGAACUUUGAACUGCCUCGAGUAAAGUCAAUCAACGCGUCUGGACAUAAAUAUGGCCUCGUGUAUGCAGGGUUGGGAUGGAUUAUCUGGCGAGAUCGGUCCUAUCUGCCGCAAGAACUGAUCUUUGAGCUCGACUAUCUUGGAAGCAGAGAAGAGUCUUACACAUUGAACUUCUCUAGGCCAGGGGCGCAGGUGAUUGGCCAGUACUAUAACCUCAUUCGCCUUGGGUUCAACGGAUACCGAGAGAUCAUGGAAAACUGUCUAGCAAAUGCUAGAUUGCUGAGCAAGACCUUGGAACGAACAGGCUGGUUUGUCUGCUUGAGCGAUAUCCAUCGCAAAAAGGGCGAAUUAUACUUUCAUAAACUGGACAAGAUCACUCCUUACAAAGAGGGCGAAACAUCCGCGGAUUAUAACCCAGGCUUGCCAGUGGUAGCAUUCCGAUUCUCUGACACGUUCAAGAAGAACUAUUCACACGUGAAGCAAGAAAGCGUCAGCCUCUUGUUGAGAGCAAAGCAAUAUAUCAUCCCCAACUAUCCUCUCCCUCCCAAAGAGCAAGAGACAGAAAUCAUGAGGGUAGUUGUCCGCGAAAGCAUGGCUGCAGACCUCAUCGACAAGCUUAUAGCAGAUAUUGUUGCAGUGACUGAGAAACUCAUGAAGUCCGACGCAGUAGAUUUAUCUGCACUUCAGACAGGCCCGACCAGCAUCGAACGCCGUGGAGCAAAGCACAAAGGCCAUCCUCAUAAGGUUGUAAAGGGAUCAAAUGGAGGCAAAUCGCAAUCCACCAGCCACCCGAUGAAAAAUGGAAUCCAUCGCUCUGUUUGCUAG
Messenger RNA from Arthroderma uncinatum, 1695 nucleotides. RefSeq names its product glutamate decarboxylase. Gene Ontology annotation, biological process: L-glutamate catabolic process. The record is from RefSeq and is a predicted model, not a curated record. The transcript has 5 exons. Gene Ontology annotation, molecular function: pyridoxal phosphate binding; glutamate decarboxylase activity. Gene Ontology annotation, cellular component: cytosol. Bases 1 to 1695 code for a protein of 564 amino acids. NCBI's taxonomy places the organism in Eukaryota, Fungi, Ascomycota, Eurotiomycetes, Onygenales, Arthrodermataceae.